ACAGUUACAUUUUAUUAAAGCCUGUUUUAGGAUUAAGUGUCUGGUAAUUCAUUGCAUAUAUCAGAUGCAUAAAGAAAUUAUAAUGAUAUAGGUAGCCUUUAAUCUUUAGGUCCUUGCUUGGAAAACAGGUUGACACUAACUAAACAAGGUUGCUGCUGAAAGCUUCUUUGGUUAGACAGUAUAAAAUUAGUUAAUGGGACUUGGCCUAUCCACUGUUGAGUGGGUCUAAAUUAUAGCUUGUUUCUUUUUUGCUGUACAUAAUUAAAGAGAUGGUGGGCAUGGUGACUGAACAGUACCAUAAUUUAGAGAGGGUCACACCAGAAUAAGGUUGAGACUUAUGAGUAGGCAGUGAUAAAGCAUAUAUUACCAGUCUUGCAACUAAAGUUUUUUCCAUUUGUCCAUAUAACACAUACAAGUAUUAUCCAACCAUUCUCUUUCAUGGUUUUACCCACAAAAACUCCUGAUAUAUUUGUUAGUCUCUAAGAUGCCACAGGACUGCUCAUGUAUAAAAUUACGGACUAACCCAGCUACCCCUCUGAGACAUUAUUUCAUGACACUUAACUAAUUAGAACUGAAUAGAGCAGUAUCAACACAGCAAUGUUUGUGUCCUCUUAUUGUUACUCUGGUGUAUAAAGAGGAACUUAUAAACUAUUUUCUAGACUACUUUCUUUGUAGUAGAAAAAUUGAAAAUUAAGGCAUCGAUCCUGCAAUGAGCUCCAUGCAUAUAAACCUCUAUUGAUUUCACUGUGGUUCUAUGCAGAUGUCCAUAUGGCGAUCAGGCAGUAAAUAAGUUCAUUUGUUUUCUGCUUACACAAAUAUAAAGCAGAAAAUGCUUCUAGGGAGCAUUAUGCAUGGGAAGGUAGCUAAUCACAGCCAGGCUGUCAUUCUUUCAGGGGUCUGAGGAGUUUGUGACUUGUGCUUCUUUAGAACAACUUAAAUAGGUAGUUCAAAUAUGUAGUAAUGCUCAUAAUGAUGUGAACUAUAAUUAUCUAUAUUGAAUGAAGAGCGAUUCUAAAUAGUUUGGGUGAGCGUCAAGCAAUGUUGCUUUCUGCUCUUCUACAGUUGCUCUAACCAUACACUAUCUGUGUUUUUUCAGUUCUCAAAAGGAUGCAUCAUUCCAUUCACUAUGAAGAUCACCAAAGUAUGAAUGCCAAUUCAGUACCUCAACCUCACAUGAAAGUAUUUCUAGAUUCUUUAAGUAGUCAAGGGCUAGAAGAAGUAAAGCAGUGUAUGCAUUCUCCAAUAUCGGUAUACCCACAAAGAAAUCAUUACAUAUACAUGGGCAGCACUGAUGUAGCAAGGUCUUGGCUAGAAUUGGUGCAUCCAGUUACAUCUCCUCUCCAGCAUCCAGCUCUAAGCUACUGUGGUCCACUGGAGAAGCAGCAUGUUCAGUUGUACCAUACACCGUCUCAACAAGGCUAUGAAAUAGAAAUGCAGCAAAAUCAUCCGGUCAAACAUGUACAACUGCAGAUAGCAUCUCAGCCUUCCCCUGAAGCACAAUUUAAAACAUCAGCCUAUGAACAUGAAAGAAGACUGUCAUACGUUUCCCAACCUAUGAAGAAAAGGAAAAUUGACACAUCAUUAGAAGACAACUAUAUUAAAAAUCAAGGUUAUCUGCAGAAAAUACCUGUUACUGUACUAACAAUGCCUAGCCAUACCCAACAGCAGGCUUACAAUGCUAUUCAACAAGAACUGCUAACAGUAGAUAGCAAUCAACUGUACGGACUUGCACCUGGUACAGGAACAAAUGGUCAACUGCAUGAUAUAAAAUCAUGUGCAGUAUGUCCUACUCCUGCAGUUUGCCCUGAAGCUCAGAAUUUGGUGAAUACCCCUCUUUAUCAGGAUGUCUGCAGUAUUAUUCAGAUGGGUGACAUGACUAUGAAUGUGACUAGCAUUAAGUUAGAAGAAAGCAAGGAUAAUAUUCAGGCUGUGUCAGAAACUAGAAAGAGUAUACAGGAGAGUCCUGUUCCUAGUACACUGCAUUUCCCAGCGCAGUUCUUAAAUAAGAGUGAAAAUAUGUUCCUUCCUCUCGAUGUACAGAGUGGAAAAGGGAUGUAUCAAUCUGAGGAAUACUGGGAUGAACAAUGGGUACAGGAUUCUCAGUCACUGUCACGCUUGCAGAUGCAGACUGACUUGCACCUUCCUUGCAAACUCAAAGCAGAAGAAGGAGCUAAUUUCUGGAAGACCUGGGCACAAAUAAAAAAUGAGGAUGUAUGGAAAGAUGUUGGAGAAACCCAUCAGCAUUUUGGAAGAAGAAAACCAAUAACUUUUAGGGAAGAUGUCCUUUCAGUGCCAGUAGCAGAACUGAAUUAUGGUCUGUGCCUAAUGACUAAAGAAGCUAGAAAGCAAGAUGGUUCCUCUUAUGAAGCAGACAUGUUGUAUUACUUAUUUCUUUGUAUUCAAAAGUAUAUGUUUGAUAAUGACAGAAUUGACAACAUUUUUGCUGAUCUUUACUACGUGAAGUUUAUGGAAAGACUUCAUGCAGUGGUGAAGGGAUGGUGUCCAAGAGUGAGCCCCUCUGGGUAUAUUCUGUCCAGUUGUAUUACGGAGGAAAUGUUAUGGGAUUGCAAACAACUUGGAGCACAUUCUCCUUCUAUUCUCCUGUUUACGUUGAUGUAUUUCAACACAAAGUAUUUCAUAUUGAAAACAGUGGAGCAGCAUGAACAGCUAGCCUUUUCUAAACUACUGAAGCAGACCAGGAAAAAUACAGGCAUCGGAAAGGACAAAUGUUCUAUAAUACAAUCCCUCAGGCUUUAUGGACAGAUUCUGGGAGGACUUCAAGAUGAGAUUUACAUGGAACAACCUGAAAACCCAGACAACCCUUUGCAGUGCCCCAUAAAACUGUAUGACUUCUAUUGUUUUAAAUGCCCCCAGGGUGCCAAAGGGCCGAGUGAUACCUUCUAUCUGGUCCCUGAACCAGUUGUGGCACCAAACAGUCCAAUCUGGUACUCUGCUCAGCCUGUGAAAGUGGAUGCGAUGGAGCAGAUGUUGACCAGAAUUCUGAUGGUCAAGGAAGUGCAGGAAGCACAUGUGAAGACCCAUAUAUCAGCAUAGCAUCAAGGACAAAUGGAUAAGUUACAACAUUGCCCUUGUCACAAACUUGUAAAUAUUAUAUUUUGAGUAAGGCAUGAAAGAAUGUCUGUAGCUAACACUUUCUUUUACUAGUAAUGAUUGACUACUAUGAGUAAAUAGCAUUUAACAGUACCAAUCUGCUAAAUUCCAUAAAGUGGAUUUCUUAUUUUGUCCAACAUAAUUGUCUAAUUUCUAGUAACAUCUAAAUAGGGACAGAUGUGGAUUCUAGUACUACUAUGUAACACCAAGUAAAUCAGAGUCCUAAACAUGUCAUUUUGUUUAAUUUGUGAGUAUGGAGCUCUUUAAACUAAAUUGAUAGUAGAAAUUGUAUAUGAAUUAAGUUUUUUUUAAUCAAAGUCCUGAAUGGAAAUAGUAGUUAUAGUGUAAAGUAAUUUUACUCAGUGAUUUGCUAAUAGUGCAGUAGAAGCAUAGUUUUCUCUCCAAAACAAGAAUUACUUUAAUUUUUUCCCUUUGUUUAAAAGGAUACUUCCAUGACUGGUCUGUUUGCAAAGGAUUGACUUUGGGAAAAUAGGCUUCCUACUUCUCCUACAGUAUUAACAGUCUUAAAGGCCUUGUGGCUAAUAUUUGCACAAGGUUGGAUAGCUUUCUUUAGUUAGUGAGGAAAGCAUUUACCUCACUUCAAAAGCAAUAAAAACACCAGAAUCUCUCUGACUGUUCCUAUUUCUAGGUUGGGGGUAUGUUCAUUGGUAGAUUGUUCACUACAUUCUUGAAGCUUUAUUGCAGGGGUGAGAAACCUUUCUUUGGGAGGGGGGUCUGCACAAAAGUAUAGAAGCAAAAACAAAGCCCUCAUUGAUGUGGCCCCCAAUUGAGAAGACACUCCCCACAUUCCCCUUGCAUACUAGGGUCUAGGCAAGUAGAUUUUGUAGGCCCCCUGCCUCUAGGAUGGGCCAAAAAUGAGUGGUUUAGUCUGUGGGAGGGGGCUUCCGGGAAGCAGGGUUGUAGUAUGAGGUCUGGAUGAGUGUGAGGGUGGGGGGCUGUGGGUUUGAAGCACCAGUGCAAGCUCCCUGGUACUGGGGGCGGGGAGCCCCAAGACUCAGGGGCUAGAUCCAGAGAAGCUGGGGGUUGAAUCUGGCCUUUGGGUUGUAAGUUCCCCACCCCUGCUUUAUUGGAAUCAACUGGGUAUGUACAGAGGGCUUACAUAACACACAUUGAUACAAAUUUACUUCAGUGCCUUACUACAGCCUAGUCACUUCAGCAUUGUAGCAGUGGCGGUAAAGUAUCUUUUUGAGGUAAGUUUGCCUUUUUCCAGAGAGAAUUUGUAUAUUCUUCACACUAUAAUACAAUAUAGAUCAUUAGUAAGAAAAAUGGAGUUGGUUAGUGGAAGUAUUUUUAUACUAUGUUCUUAUUUACAAAUUCAACACUAAAUGUCUUGAAAAUAAACUUUUUGCUUUUGAGAAUUACAUUUUAAACACAAAGCUGAAACAGUGACCAACUAUUCUUGAAUAGCUCACUAAAACCAGACUCAGACUAUAUUGCACAUAAACAAUAGGUUAAGAUCACAUUUUUUCAAAGGCUUAUUGACUGAAGAAGAACCCUGCCAUUUUAUAAUUGUACUAUGAGUGGAGAUAGUAGCUUUUGAUCCAAGAUGGGAGAUAUUUCUCACUUUCAAUAGUAACAUCUAAUGCAGUGCAUGACACCUAGUGCCAGCAUGGCAUCUAAUCUGGUUUGUACCAGUAUGUGCACAUUCUUGUUCUCUCUGCAUAUACACAUACACAACCUGCUGUAAAUAUCUAGAAAAACUUAAAUGAAAGUGUUUGUUGCAAAUGACCAUUCUGAACAUGUUUGUCUCCCAUCUCUACUAUGAAGAGAGACGGUAAGAGGGAUAAGACUUAAUAAUCCAGUUCAUCUCUGGUAAUAAAAGCUUGUCCUGACAGCAAUGUCCAAACUCAUUUUCAAUUACAAAUGAUCAGGCUUCUUUCCUUUCAGGAAUAGCCACCCCCCCCUUGUAAAGCGACGAACCUUUUCUGUCCAUUUUAAAUUCUUUCCUAAUGUUCUCACUGUUAUGCUUUCAGAAUUACUUUCUUCAGAGUCAGACCCCUAUUCCUUUAGUCAUAUUAGUCAAGCCGGCACAAUCAAUCCACCUAUCUCUUUUGGAACUAGCUUUUCUCAGAGCUACAUCUGGUUUGUCAAAGUGUACAGUGUUUGCUGGCCAGAACAUCAUAAAUACAGUUGUCAAGAGCAAGUACCUGGGAUUAGUUUCUGCUAAGAUGAAUAGCCUAAUAGCUGCUUUGUAAUGGGAGUCUAACUAGUAUAGUUAGUAAACACAUGAUAAUGAUUGACAGAGAGAAUAGGUCUUGAAAUGAGCAAUCAUAAAAGGCUUGAGUCCUGCUUGUAGCAGCUACUUGCAUGACCUCCCACUGCUUGUUCUAACCAAGGGAUUGUAACAAUCCUAAGGUUGAGCUAAGGUAUUUUAUACAGCAAUCUCACUAGAGGAUUAAAUGCUGCUACUGUGGCUAUAAAAAGCUUUAUCCACACUGCCUUCAAAUCAUUCAUAAGGAGUAUAUGCAUAUUGUAAACAGAAGGAAAAGAGCAUUAGGAUUCAUCCAUUCCUGUCUGUCAAACAGCUAAUCUACAAUGUCCAUACCCUUCUUGAUUGCUGAGACACCAGCCCAGGGACAGAAGGAUGCAACAGGUCUAUGUUGGCUCUCAAGCUGCUCAGCUUCCCCCUCAAUUUAUUCUUUGGAGAUUUUUUUCUUCCAUUAUCUACCGAACUGGGACUUUAUCACAUCAGACAGAUGGAUGCUGGAGGAGGGCUAUAGAGUCCCUCUGAAACAAUUUCAUUCCAUAUUCCUCACCCCUUUCAUGCCUUCUCAUGAAAGUCUCCUAAACUGAAGGUGUAAUCUUUCCUGAUUGUGCAGAUGAUAGCAGCAAUUUCCCUGAAUUUGCCCCAAAGAGGUUUUAUUCUACUUCACACAGAGUCAGGUGAAUGAAGAUAAUCUGUAGACCUGAAGUGUCUGAAUAUUUCUGUCUUUUUGCGGCAUUUCAGAAUACAGGCAGUCCCCAGGUUACGCGGAUCUGACUUAUGUCGGAUCCGUACUUACGAACGGGGC
Messenger RNA from Pelodiscus sinensis (Chinese soft-shelled turtle), 6143 nucleotides. NCBI's taxonomy places the organism in Eukaryota, Metazoa, Chordata, Testudines, Trionychidae. The record is from RefSeq and is a predicted model, not a curated record.